Molecule: messenger RNA, 783 nt
Organism: Aspergillus oryzae RIB40
Lineage: Eukaryota; Fungi; Ascomycota; Eurotiomycetes; Eurotiales; Aspergillaceae
Exons: 1
Coding region: 1-783 (260 amino acids)
Source: RefSeq, a predicted model, not a curated record
AUGAUCGAGCUUCUCCUGAGAGAAGGGGCGGAUGUCAAUGCCAUAUUCAAUGAGAAGACACUCAUUGAAAACUUGAUGUUUUACUACAACACCAUCCAGGUCUGCUUCAACAUUAUCAAAAUAUUCCUUAGUAAUGGUGCCAAUCCAAACAGUCGUCACUACCCAAUCGAGGGACGCCUCAAAUUUUGGUAUCCACUCUUGCACCUAGUAGUCCGUAUGGAUGAUUACAUUGGUAUAGGCCCUCGUAUAGAUCUUAUGCGCAGCCUACAGCGCCAUAGGGCUGACCUGAAUGCCACGGAUUAUCUCGGUCGGUCUUUCCUGGAAAUCCUUUCCUGGAAAAACAGGCCAUUCCCCAAGAACGAAUGGUACUGGCUGCUGAAAAAUGGAGCUAAGAUCAUGAAAUCAAUGAUCAGCACGAAGUUCCACAAGAACUCGACGACAUUUGCGGUUCCUAGAAAAGGCCAACUUUAUGGUCCGCAGUACACUGAUGAAGAUGAUGAAAGCAUGGACUCCCUGGACUUUGCAUGCUCUAUGGCCUACCACAUCGAGUGCCGACUGGGCCACACUAUCUUUGACUCUGAUUAUGAGAAUUCUGAUGGCUCCGCAACUUCUUUGGCUCGACGAAAGUUCACCAAAUGCCGUUACGGUGGGCUUUGUGACCGAUUCAGUUGUCACAAUGCUUUUCAAGUCCUAUCUGAACUACGCUUCCGGUCUAGAGGAUGGUACACGGAAGAAGCUGCAUCUGCCGCUGAGGAGAUGUGUCCGGGUUGGUUUUGUUCUUAA